AAACAAACCAACAUAACCUCACUUCUUUUCCAAUGUGUAAUGCUAAUCAAACGCAUUCUAUACCCAUUUCUGCACCCAACACGUCGCAACUCCUCCACCAUGGUUCGUUUCUUGGGUCAACAAGACGCAAUAAAAAUCGACGAAGAACUCUUCAAUGAUUACAAGUUUUCAGUGGAUCAGCUCAUGGAACUCGCCGGUUUAAGUUGCGCAACCGCGAUAGCUAAGUGUUACCCGGCUGACACAAUUGGAAAAAAGGCGAUUUUGAUUUGUUGUGGUCCGGGUAAUAAUGGGGGAGAUGGGUUGGUUUGUGCCCGACACUUACAACUAUUUGGUUACACAACCAAAAUAUUUUACCCAAAGCGAACUGAGAAGCCGCUUUAUACCAAUUUAGUGCACCAAGCCAACGCCUCGAACGCCGUUUUGUUGGAAAAACUGCCACAACAGAGUGACAUUGAUUCCAACUAUGGACUCAUAGUAGACGCUUUGUUUGGGUUUAGUUUUAAGCCACCGGUUCGUGACUCAUUUAAGCCCGUUAUUGAGUUAAUGAAGUGCUCAAAAGUACCCCUUGUUAGUAUUGAUAUUCCAAGUGGUUGGCAUGUGGAAGAUGGGAAACCGGACGACGGGAUUGAUCCAGAGAUGCUGAUUUCGUUAACAGCGCCCAAACAAUGCGCGCAGACUUUCACAGGCAAGUACCACUAUUUAGGGGGGCGAUUUGUGCCUCCGCAAUUGGAGGACAAGUACAAGUUGAACAUACCGCAAUACCCAGGAACUGAGUGCUGCGUUUCAUUAAAAUGAGGGUUUUUUUUUAACUUUAAUUGAUCAUGGAUGCACGAAAUAUUUUAGAUAAAAAUAUUAGGAUUAAUUGUCCAAUUGGGAUUAAUAAAAACGUUAUUAUGAA
Messenger RNA from Zophobas morio, 898 nucleotides. Its product is annotated as NAD(P)H-hydrate epimerase. Gene Ontology annotation, cellular component: mitochondrion. Bases 40 to 795 code for a protein of 251 amino acids. Lineage: Eukaryota; Metazoa; Arthropoda; Insecta; Coleoptera; Tenebrionidae. The record is from RefSeq and is a predicted model, not a curated record. Gene Ontology annotation, molecular function: NAD(P)HX epimerase activity. The transcript has 3 exons.